Messenger RNA from Closterium sp. NIES-65, 1767 nucleotides. The record is from the annotation of a GenBank genome assembly. NCBI's taxonomy places the organism in Eukaryota, Viridiplantae, Streptophyta, Zygnematophyceae, Desmidiales, Closteriaceae.
AUGUCCAAUGUGUCUGCCCCAAGCCACCCAACCAACCGGAUUGCCUCUUCCCUCUGUCCCUCUCGAUUUCCCAGUCCUGCUGUCCCUUCCCCAUUUCCCCUUCCCUCUGUCCCUCCCCAUUUCCCCAUCCCCCUGUCACUCCAUAUUUCCCCUUCCCCCAGUCCCUCAGCAUUUCCCUUUAUCCCUUUCCCCUUCCCUUUGUCCCUUCCCCAUUUCCCCUUCCCUCUGUCACACCGCUUAUCCCCUUGUCCUGUCACACCGCUUAUCCCCUUCCCCCUGUCCCCCCCCCAUUUCCUCUUUUCUCUUACCUUCCCCAUUUUCCCUUCCAAUACCAGCCCAGCAUUUCCCCUUGUCCUAUCACUCCCCUAUCCCCUUCCCUUUGUCCCUCCCCAUUUCCCCUUUUCUAUGACCUUCCCCUUCCCCCAGCAUUUCCCCUUGUCUUGUCACUCUCCUUAUCCCCUUCCCCUUUGUGCUUCCCCAUCUCCUCUUCUUUCUCACACCACAAUUUCCCCUUCCCUUUUGUCCCUCCCAUUUCCCCUGCCAUCUGACCCUCCCAUUUCCCACCCCCCUUGUCCCUCCCAUUGCCACUUUCCUCUGUCCCUCCCAACUCCCCUUCCCUCUGCCCCUCCCCAUAUCCCUUCUCUCUGUCGCUCCCCAUUCUCCGUUCCCAACACUGCAUGUUACCCCUUCCCUCUGUCUCUCCCCAUUUCCCCUUCCCUCUGUCCCUCCCCAUUUCCCAUUCCCAACACUCCAUCCACCCUUUCCCUCUGUCCCUACCCUUUCCCCUCCCCUCCGUCCCUCCACAUUACCCCUUCCCUCUGUCACUCCCUGCUUCCCUUUCCAAUACACUUCAUGUGUUCUCUCCCCUCCGUCACUCCCGAUUGCCACUUCCUCUGUCCUUUACAAAUCCCCUUUUCUAUAACCCUCCCAUUACCCCUUCCCUCUGCCCCCCCCCCCUCCCCCCCCCCCCCAUUUCCCCUGCCCUUUGUGCUUCCCCAUCUCCUCUUCUCUCUCAAACCACCAUUUCCCCUUCCCUUUUGUCUCUCCCAUUUCCCCUGCCAUCUGUCCCUCCCAUUUCCCACCCCCCCUUUCCCUCCCAUUGCCACUUUCCUCUGUCCCUCCCAAUUCCCCUUCCCUCUGUCCCUCCCCACAUCUCUUCUCUCUGUCGCUCUCCAUUCCCCGUUCCCAACACUGCAUGUUACCCCUACCCUCUGUCUCUCCCCAUUUCCCCUUCCCUCUGUCACUCCCCAUUUCCCCUUCCCUUUGUCCCUCCCCAUGCCCCUUCCCACUAUCUCUCCCAUUUCCCCUCCCCUCUCCUCCCACUUUCCCCUUCCCCUUUCUCUGUCCCUCCUCAUUUCCCCUACCCUCUGUCCCUCCCCAUUUCCCCUCCCUCUGUCCUGCCCCAAUUCCCCUUCACUCUGUCCCUCCACAUUACCCCAUCUCUCUAUCACUCCCUUAUUCCCUUUCCCAUACACUCCAUGUUACCCCUUCCCUCUCACUUCCAAUUGCCACUUCUUUUGUCCUUCCUCAAAUCCCCUUUUCCGUAACCCUCCCAUUGCCACUUCCCUCUGUCACUCCCAUGAAUCCUUCCCUCUGUCCCUCUCCAUUUUCCCUGCCCUCUGUCCUUCCCCAUCUCCUGUUCUCUCUCUCACUCCCAUUUCCCCAACCCUCUGUCCCUCCCCAUGCCUUUCCCACUAUCCCUCCCAUUUCGUCCGCCCAGGAUUCGGGCAUCAAGUUCGAUACGCCUGCGGCCCCCCGCUGACUUAG